Leptidea sinapis is the source of this 10796-nucleotide messenger RNA. RefSeq lists its product as uncharacterized. Lineage: Eukaryota; Metazoa; Arthropoda; Insecta; Lepidoptera; Pieridae. Gene Ontology annotation, biological process: ammonia assimilation cycle. The coding region runs from base 180 to 6320 and encodes 2046 amino acids. Gene Ontology annotation, molecular function: iron ion binding; glutamate synthase (NADH) activity; iron-sulfur cluster binding. The record is from RefSeq and is a predicted model, not a curated record. The transcript has 43 exons.
GGCUUAAGUAGUCGUCUAUUGGGGUCACUACUUAUCGCCGGCCUUUUGCGUUACAAAUUUACUAUCAGUUUUUAAUCCAAAUUUAACUGUUAUUCAGAAACAAUAAGUGACAUUGCUUUCACGUUUCUGUGCAAGUUUUAAAAACACUUUCUUAAAUACUUCGAUCUAAUUUUUGAGGUAUGGAGUGGGAAGGGCCGGCCAAGCAAGGCUUGUACGACCCUCAGAACGAGCACGAAGCCUGCGGUGUUGGUUUUGUUGUUGCCAUCGACGGAAAACGAACUCAUAAAAUCAUUCGCGAUGCAGAGGUGCUCGCCAAGCGUAUGGAGCACCGCGGAGCGUGUGCUUGCGACAACGACACCGGCGAUGGCGCUGGAGUUCUAACCGCCAUCCCGCACCAGUUUUACUGCGCUCAGCUAAGAGACUCUCAUCAAAUUGAAUUACCUCCUUUUGGCAAGUAUGCCACCGGAAUAUUCUUCCUGGAUAAACUUCACCAUCAGGAUAUAGAAGCCAAGUUCCAGGAGCUGGCUGUUAGUCUUGGCCUUAAGAUUCUCUGUUGGAGGACGGUGCCUACUAAAAACUCGAGCAUUGGUCAAGUGGCUCGUAAUUCAGAGCCCUAUAUGCGCCAGGUGUUCGUAACUGGCGAUUUAGACGACGACAGCAAACUCUCCCGUCAGAUUUUCGUGCUCCGCAAACGCGCUUCGCACGAACUGGUGGUACCUGGGGCAAGGUUCUACAUCUGCAGUCUCUCGCUGAAGACCAUCGUGUAUAAGGGCCUGUUGACUUCUAACCAAUUAUGGGAAUAUUUCAAAGACCUCACCAACCCGGCGUUCACGACAUAUCUGGCGCUGGUGCAUACGAGAUUCUCAACGAACACGUUCCCGAGCUGGGAGAGGGCACAUCCCUUGAGGGUACUGGCGCACAAUGGCGAGAUAAAUACGUUGCGAGGUAACGUGAACCUGAUGAAGGCUCGGGAGGGAGUGAUGAAGAGCGACAUCAUCGGUGAAGAUUUAAAGAAGCUGUACCCGGUGGUGGAGCCGAACCUCUCAGACUCAGGGUCUGCGGAUUGCGUUCUGGAAUUCCUCGUGCAGUGCGGAGAGCGCACGCUGCCCGAGGCCGUGAUGACGAUGGUGCCGGAGGCCUGGCACAAGGACGUCACGAUGCUGCCCGAGAAGCGGGACUACUACAUGUGGGCCGCCUGCGCCAUGGAGCCCUGGGACGGACCGGCGCUGAUCUCCUUCACUGAUGGUCGAUACAUCGGAGCAAUCCUGGAUCGCAAUGGCCUGCGUCCGUCUCGCUUCUACGUGACCAGCGAGAACGUGCUGGUGAUGGCCUCAGAGGUCGGAGUCUACGAUGUGGAGCCCGCCAAAGUUAUACAUAAGAGCCGACUGAAGCCCGGACGUAUGUUGUUAGUGGACACAGAAGAAAAGAGGAUUAUCCAGGAUGUUGAGAUUAAGUCCAAGAUAGCCAAGAGUCGACCACACUCUGAGUGGCUCAAGGAGCAGAUAACAAUGGAAGACAUCCACAAGUCUGUAUCAUCCCUGAACGGAUCAGUAAACGGGCGCGGGGACGCGAUAUCCGGUCUUUCCGACAAGCGGCUCGGUCUGUUUGGAUACACCAUCGAGAGUAUUAACAUGCUGUUACUGCCGAUGAUACAGAACAAAAAGGAAGCGCUGGGCAGCAUGGGCAACGACGCACCGCUCGCUUGUCUGUCGAAGUUCCAGCCGCUGCCUUACGAAUAUUUCAAGCAGCUGUUCGCUCAGGUCACCAACCCGCCUAUAGAUCCAUUCAGAGAGAAGAUCGUAAUGUCUUUGAUGUGCCCGAUCGGGCCGACUGCCAACAUUCUGCAGCCGAGCGCGCAGUUCGUGCACCGACUGUUCCUGCCGCAACCCAUCCUGUCCAUACCGGAUCUCAACGCGCUUAAGAUGACGAACCAUCGCGGCUGGAAGACAAAGGUGAUAGACUGCACGUUCCCGUGCAGCGAGGGUCCGGGCGGCCUGGAGCGGGCGCUAGGCCGCGUGUCGAGCGAGGCGCACGACGCGGCUCUGAGCGGCUACCAGCUGAUCGUGCUGUCGGAGCGAGCCGCGGGCCCGGAGCGCGUGCCUGUGGGAGCACUGCUGGCCACCGGCGCGGUGCAUCAUCACCUGAUCGAGACCCGCCAGCGCAUGAAAGUGGGCGUCAUCGUGGAGACAGCGGAGGCCAGGGAGGUGCACCACAUGUGUGUGUUGCUAGGUUAUGGUGCAGACGCGAUAUGUCCAUACCUGGCGUUCGAGUUGGCGUUUUCCCUUCGCAACGACAACAUUCUGGACCCCGAGCUGACCGAUGACAACAUCUACUCCGCCUACCAGCAGGCCAUCGAGACCGGCCUGGCCAAGGUGAUGGCUAAGAUGGGCAUCAGCACACUGCAGUCGUACAAGAGCGCGCAGAUCUUCGAGGCAGUUGGGUUGAGCGAGGAAGUGGUCGACAAGUGCUUUAGAGGGACACAGUCUAGAAUCGGUGGUGUGACGUUUGAAAUCCUAUCAAAGGAAAUAUUCGACCGACACACACUUACCUACAGUGACUGUAGAGACAUGCUGGUAUUGCGCAACCCUGGCAACUACCACUGGCGCGCCGGUGGAGAGAAGCACAUUAACGACCCAAUGUCCAUCGCUAACCUACAGGAAGCAGCCACCAAUAAAAGUUCAACAGCCUAUGACCGUUUCAGAGAGAGUACGCUCGAGUCGGUGCGCUCAUGCACGCUGCGAGGUCAGCUCGAGCUGGUGAAACUGGAUGAACCCAUCGCGCUGACCGACGUGGAGCCGGCGUCCGAGAUCGUCAAGAGAUUCGCAACAGGAGCGAUGUCGUUCGGUUCUAUAUCACUGGAGGCGCACACGACGUUGGCCAUCGCCAUGAACCGUGUGGGGGGCAAGUCCAACACGGGAGAGGGGGGCGAGAACGCCGACAGAUACUUAGGACAGGACCCGCAGCACAACAAGCGGUCGGCAAUCAAGCAGGUAGCGUCGGGCCGCUUCGGCGUGACGGCGUCGUACCUGGCGCACGCCGACGACCUGCAGAUCAAGAUGGCGCAAGGGGCCAAGCCGGGGGAGGGAGGCGAACUGCCUGGUUACAAAGUGACAGAAGAUAUCGCGAAAACCCGGUGCUCUGUCCCCGGCGUGGGGCUUAUCUCUCCGCCACCUCACCACGACAUCUACUCCAUUGAGGAUCUGGCUGAGCUCAUCUAUGACUUGAAGUGUGCCAACCCUAGGGCCAGGAUAUCUGUCAAGCUCGUGUCUGAAGUUGGCGUGGGUGUUGUGGCCUCGGGUGUUGCUAAGGGUAAGGCUGAGCACAUCGUGAUAUCGGGUCACGAUGGCGGCACGGGCGCCAGCUCCUGGACGGGCAUCAAGAGUGCCGGCCUGCCCUGGGAGCUGGGCGUGGCCGAGACGCACCAGGUGCUGGUGUUGAACGACCUACGUUCCAGGGUGAUCCUGCAGGCGGACGGACAGAUCCGGACCGGGUUUGACGUGAUGGUGGCAGCUCUGCUCGGUGCUGACGAGUUCGGCUUCAGUACUGCACCACUCAUUGCACUUGGUUGCACGAUGAUGCGUAAAUGUCACUUGAACACGUGUCCCGUCGGAAUUGCUACACAGGACCCCGUACUACGCAAGAAAUUCGCCGGCAAACCCGAGCACGUCAUCAACUAUCUGUUCAUGUUGGCUGAAGAGGUCCGUGAGCACAUGGCGUCAGUGGGCGUACGCAGUUUCCAAGAGCUGAUCGGUCGGACGGACCUACUGAAGGUCCGAGAGGACAACGAUAACCAUAAAGCGAGAUCUCUCAACCUGAGCCCCAUACUGAAGAACGCGCUACACAUGCGGCCGGGGGUCAAUAUCAUAGGUGGUUCUAAAUCACAGGACUUCCAACUGGAGAAACGUCUGGACAACCAGCUGAUAGAACAAUGCAGGGGCGUGAUAGAAGGCGGCGAUAGUUCUGUGCAGGUUAACAUGAAGAUUACAAACGAGGACAGAGCGUUUGCAUCCACACUCUCCUACCACAUUGCACUCAAAUACGGCGAGGCAGGUUUGCCCAGUGGCAAGAGUAUCUCGAUUUCUCUAAACGGGUCUGGUGGACAGAGCUUCUGCGCGUUUCUGUGCAGCGGAGUCGAUGUCACCCUGGAAGGAGAUGCCAACGAUUACGUCGGUAAAGGUCUGUGCGGUGGAAAGGUGAUUAUCUACCCCCCGAAAUGUUCACCGUUCGAGUCUCACCUCAACGUAAUCGUCGGCAACGUGUGUCUAUACGGAGCGACAUCUGGACGUGCUUACUUCAGGGGUAUCGCGUCGGAGCGGUUCUGCGUACGCAACUCCGGGUGCGUGGCCGUGGUGGAAGGUGUCGGCGACCACGGCUGCGAGUACAUGACGGGCGGGACCGUACUGGUGCUGGGACUCACCGGCAGGAACUUCGCGGCGGGCAUGAGCGGUGGUAUCGCGUACGUGUAUGACGUGGACGGCUCGUUCAGCGGCAAGUGCAACCAGGAAAUGGUGGAGCUGCUGCCCUUGGAGAAGAAAGACGACCUCGAUCAAGUACAGCAGUUGUUGCAGGAAUUUGAUCAGUACACUGGGUCGGUAAUCGCCAAAGAGUUAUUGGAGAGCUGGCCGGAACCAGCUAAAAAAUUCGUGAAAGUUUUCCCAUUUGAAUACCAGAGGGCGUUGAAACAAAUGGCUUUGAAACAAACUGCUGCACCGAAACAGGAAACUAACGGGAAAGUAGAUGAGAAUGGAGUUGUCGACAUUGAAGAAGCCGUUAGAGAUAUUGAAAAGGAUAAGAAGAAUUUAGAGAAGAUUAUUGACAAGACUCGUGGCUUCAUAAAAUAUCCCCGAGAGACGCUGAUGUACCGGCCGGCCGAGAAGCGCAUGCGAGACUGGGACGAGAUCUACAACUUCGCGCACGUGCGGCGCGGGCUGCGGGUCCAGGCCGCGCGCUGCAUGGACUGCGGCGUGCCCUUCUGUCAGACGUCGCACGGCUGUCCGCUGGGGAACCUGAUCCCCAAGUGGAACGACCUCAUCUACCGCGCCGACUGGAAGCAGGCGCUUGCUCAUUUGCUGCAGACUAACAACUUCCCGGAGUUCACGGGUCGCGUGUGUCCCGCGCCGUGCGAGGGUGCGUGCGUGCUCGGUAUCUCGGAGCCGCCCGUCACCAUUAAGAACAUCGAGUGCGCCAUCAUCGACCACGCCUUCAACAGCGGCUGGAUGCAACCUGACAUUCCGACAAACCGCAACGGCAAGACAGUUGCGGUCGUGGGUUCCGGCCCAGCGGGUCUCGCGUGUGCUCAUCAACUUAACAAGGCCGGAUACUUGGUGACGGUAUUCGAGCGCAAUGACCGAGUGGGCGGCCUGCUGCAGUACGGCAUCCCCACCAUGAAGCUGGGCAAGGACGUGGUCAACCGCCGGGUGCAGCUGCUGGCUGAAGAGGGGAUCUCUUUCAAGUGCAACGUGGACGUCGGCAAAGAUAUCUCCGCCGCCGACCUGGCCAAUGAAUACAACGCGCUAGUGUUGUGCAUGGGCGCCACGUGGCCGCGGGACCUGCCGCUCAAGGGGCGCCAGCUGAGCGGCAUCCACUUCGCGAUGGAGUUCCUGGAGGGAUGGCAGAAGAAGCAGGCGGGCGCCGGGGCUCUGGCGCACCACACCAAGACGCCGCACAUCUCCGCCAAGGACAAGAACGUGCUCGUCAUCGGCGGCGGCGACACGGGAUGUGACUGCAUCGCCACGUCGCUGCGGCAGGGCGCUCGCUCUAUCACCACGUUCGAGAUACUCCCGGAGCCGAAGACGACGCGGGGACAGGACAACCCGUGGCCGCAGUGGCCCAGAGUGUUCAGGGUCGACUAUGGUCACGAAGAAGUGAAAGUGAAAUUCGGUAACGAUCCGCGAAAAUUCUCGACGCUGACGAAAGAAUUCUUGGACGACGGCGAAGGCAAUGUGUGUGGAGUGUCAGCGGUGGAGGUGGAGUGGACCCGCGGCGCAGGCGGCCGCUGGGAGAUGAAGGAGCUGGAGGGGACCAGCAGGGUGUACAAGUGUGAGCUGGUGUUGCUGGCCAUGGGCUUCCUGGGCCCGGAGCGAUACGUCGCCAACCAGCUUGAACUGCCCUUGGAUGCGCGAAGCAACGUCGAGACAGCGAAGAGCGACAUCUACAAGACCCCGGCCAAAAACGUGUUCGCGGCAGGAGAUUGUCGCCGCGGGCAGUCACUCGUGGUGUGGGCCAUCUCGGAAGGUCGGCAGGCUGCGCGCUCCGUCGACAUCUACCUGUCGGGCAAGUCCGCUCUGCCCGGGCCCGGCGGCGUCAUCUACGCGGACUGAACUCUCCCCACCAACGAUACGAGAUCCAUUCAUCAAACCACCACUAGCUGAGGCUUGUCAUUAUAUUUGUUUACAUUUCAUCAUACCGAGAGGACAUUUUUCAUAUCCUGCGAAUUCUACGUUACAUUUUGUAGAACUGAGUUUAUUCACUGAAACGGAUUGAAUUGACCAUAAGCUAAGAGUGAGCAGACUGUAAAACACUUUGUUUAUAAUAACGCUAUUCGCUCAAGGCCGGCUUCGCAUACAACGAACGACUGCGAAAGAAAGUUGUCACGCGUAAGAGAAAGAGUAGGAGUGGCGAAGCGAGUGAAAGAGAAGGUUAGCUGGAAUACAGUCGCCGUCGUUCUUUGUCUGUGGACAAGGCCUAAUAAUCCUAUUAAAGAUAUCGGACUGAUAUGUCUCUUUCUGACAAGUUAAUAGGAAGUAUGAUGGAAAGGGACAAAAUAGUUUGUUUAAAUAGUUUUAUGAUUAAGUCGUUUAACGUAGCGUUGUGUUUGUUUCAACAAAUCAUGUUUAACAAUUAUAAGAUAUAUAUAUUUCAUAAUAUCAGAAAUCAUUUUAGAGUAUAUAUAUCAUUUAUUAUUGUCAUCUAACUAUUAGCGAACAUGUGAAUACUAAAUAAUAUUAAUAUCUGAAUAUUAUUUUAGUAAAUGUCUAUGAAUAAUGUUGCUAUGGUUAUUAUUAUACUACUGUGAGUGUUUAUUUUAAUAUAAGUUGGAUACAUUGUACCUACUGUCUUGAAAGGUUAAAUUCGAUUACAUUAAUUGUAUUUCGAAAUUAUGAUUAUUUCAUCAAAAAUUAUUUUAAAAUCUUAACAAAUUACAUUUUUGAAAUGUCAUUUUCGUAUAUUUUUACCUGAAGAACACUAGAAUAUUUUUGGUGUGCACAUUUAUCCAUGGAAUCGUACUUACAUGCAACGGUUCGAGUAGCAACUGCCACCAUGUAAUACCAUUAUAUAUUAUAUUAAACCAACCAUACAGAUUGUGGUGAACUACGGAUUGGCUUAACUUUAUAUAGCUUUUUAUGACUCUUUGACACUUCCAUUUACAAAACUACAAAAUUAUGUCUUUUAAUGUUUAAACAGAUCUCAAAUUGUAACAUAUUACCAAAUCUGGUCUGGCUCGUCCAACUAUAUUUUGAAAUGAAGAGUUAUUGUUGUUAUUAAGCACAAACUGUUUUUUUUUUAAUGAAAAUAAGGGACGAGACGAGCAGGACGUUCAGCUGAUGGUAAUUGAUACGCCAUGCCCAUUACAAUGCAGUGCCGCUCAGGAUUCUUGAAAAACCCAAAAACUCUGAGCGGCACUACAAUAGCGCUCGUCACCUUGAGACAUAAGAUAUUAAGUCUCAUUUGCCCAGUAAUUUCACUAGCUACGGCGCCCUUCUGACCGAAACACAGUAAUGUUUACACAUUACUGCUUCACGGCAGAAAUAGGCGCUGUUGUAGUACCCAUAAUCUAGCCGGCAUCCUGUGUAAAAGAUGAUGGUUGAGUACUUGAUUAGGAUGUUGUGUGAAGUAUUAGGAGUUAUACUGUCUCUUUUGUGGGCAUAUGAUACUUUUCGUAUCUUUGGGAUAAUAUCCAAGUCCGUGGUGUGCUCAAAUGUAUUUGUAAAAAAAAUCUAAUUGACUUAAGCGGAACCUUGUUACUUUCCAAACUUUAUCAUUUAAAUUAAGAGUAAUCAGUCAUCACUUUCUACUUACUACUACUAAUACAGAAUGGGACAGUGAUAAGAAAUCACUGUUCCAUUCUGUAUUAGAUUGUCUCACUCAUACCAGCGUCUAAACCCUGUGUAAGUGGGCAAUAAUGUUUGGGGUGCCAACUAACGAACCAGUUCAUGUCACUAAGUUCCCAUUACCAAUGUGUCCAAAGAGUGUUUCUUUCGACAAAGGAAUUGCCAAACUAGGCUUAUAUAUUAAUUUAUGUGUAUUUAUUUAUAUAUGAUAAUAACAAUACAUACAUUCCGCUUGUAGAAGUUGAUGUGAAAUAUUGGAAACUAUAAAUUAUGAUCUCCACAGUGUCAUAUGAGUUGUUUGUAAUGUAAUAAGAAAUUAUUUUAUUAUCAAAGAUUACUCGCACAUGCAGUAUUUAUAGAUGUAGUAACGUAUAUUUGACGCUCUUACAGAGAUUUGAUCGUUAAAAAGUGUAUCAUUCUCGUAAUUAUGUGUGAUUGUUAGUUAUUCUUUUUUAUAUAUUAAAUUAUUAAGUGUAAAUGAACUAAAUGAAUAUUUAAAAAUACAAUGUAUUUUUCAUAUUACUGAGUUGUAAAAUUUUACAUUAAAGCACGAAAAAAAAAUUUUCAAAAAACACAAAUCUUGGUAGGUUAUUAAAAAAAAAUAGAAUUAAGUUUUUUUUUUAAUUUUAAGCAAACAAUUCAACAAAUUUAUAAAUAUUGAUAUACAUAUUCAAAAUAUUGAUUAUAAUAUAUUCUAACUGUGAUUUAUUUAUUUACAGUUACAGUGAGUUUUUGAUUGUUUUAGGUAUUAGAUGUUUUGCUAAUAGUUCCUAGAGUAUGGUCUCUUUGUUAUUUGUAAUUAAGUUUGUGUUUUAUAUAAAUAUGUUUUAUUUCUCCACUAUAAUUGAUGCAUAGUACUGUAUGUAGAUGUCGUUAUCAUUAUAAUUCAAUUAAGUUUAAAAAAUAUUCAAUCGCCUGAUUGUUUUCUUGGUUCCAUUUCGCCUUUCAUACGUUUGUUUUUCUAUAUAAAUUACAAUACUUUUUUAAUUAUCGUCUAAAGAGACUAUAGUUCAUUACCUGCAGUGCUAAUUAAAAAUUUUAGUCAGUAUUCCGGAAGGCUCAUCAUUACAUCAUCCGUGAUGAAGUGAGUUAAGGAGAAUUUGUGUAUAUGAAAGUGUCCAUCAAAAUACAUUAAAUUAGGGUGGCGCCAAAAUAUAUUUUUUUUAACUUCGCAUACUUCAAUUCGUUUACAAUUGCUACAUUCACCAUACCCUGUGCCUACACCAGCGCUAUUGUGGAAGCUUUUUAAACUAUAAUUUACAGCAUAAGCUGGACACUUAACUUUUCUCCCAUAUGAGAUGAUUCUCCUUGCCUCUACCCUUCAUACCACUGAGUUAUAAAACCUCUGAUCACGUAUUUAUUACGUAUUGAGACAUCAACCACAAUAUGGUCCCUAAUUUAUGAUUCCUAUUAAUUAUAUGCUUGUCGUAUUGUCUUAAGGUGUUUGAGUUUAUGUGUCAUUUGGAUAUAUAGGUCGUGUUAGUCGUAAGAGUAAAAGGAGUACUUUUACUCUCACUUUUUAUGUAGAGUUAUUUUUAUUGCACAAUAGUUGCCUGCUUACUUUCUUUGAUAUAAUAUUUUAAAAAUUAAUAACUAUAGGUCACAAAAUAAUAAUUUUUUGCGACUGUCGAACUAAUUGGAACUCGAAUAGUUUCGCUCCAUAGUAAUUUUAUAUACAUUUUUUUUGUAUAUUCUACAUUUGUCUAAACGAAGAGGUUCUUAUUAAUUUUCUAUUAAACCUUUUUUUUUUAAUAAAUGUUAUUCAUGUGAUAACUGCUCUACGAAGAACAUUUUAUAAGAUUGUCAAAUGGCUGUCACUUGUGUCUUAUAGUUUUUAAUUGAUUUAUUUAAUUUGCUUUGUUAGAUAAAUAUAUUCCUUUAAAAUCCAUUUCACUUUUUAUUUUAUUAUCGGGUCGUAGAUUGAAAUCAUGUUAUAUUGCUGUAAAGUUCCCAAUUUGUUUUAUCACUGUUUGUUAUGGAUGUAAAGACGAUCAAAGUAUUUCUUUUUUAAAUUCAAUGUACAAAGGCCCAACGCAACUUUCAACACUGAAGCGGUGGACGAGUUUGAGUCUUAACACUGGGAGCAUAAGAUCUAUUUAACCUUGUACAGCGCGACAUCUCUUUGUUCGCGGUCUUCUUACUCGGUUGGGUAUAACCCAAGGCUAAAAAUAUACCUUAGGCUAAUAGAGCAUUAUUACCAACAUCCUCUCGUUUAUUUUUUAUUUUGCUUAAAUUUUGUAGAUUUAGUAAAAUUCUGAUACAAAUAGCGUUUUAAACGAAAUAAUAACACUGUGAACUGCUUGUUCUUGUGUUGUAUAAAUAGCUUUUGAAAGCUAAGAACGACGCGCUCGCAACAGUGUAUCAAUCUAUUUAUAAAAUAUUUGUUCAAUAGGGCACUAUUAUUAGUUUUAAAUUAUUCACUGUAAGAAAGUACGUAAUUUCAGAUCCAUAUUUCAAGCAAGUUAUAAUUAUUGGUUCUUAAUAUAAGUUUUUCGAGCUAUUUAAGUGUUAUUUCUAUCAAAAAAAUAUGUUUAACUUCAUGCGUUCGAUAGGAUUUUACUGGAUUAUUUUUAAAUAAAACUACAGAUUAAUACUGAAUGUAUCCCAAUCUGUAAAUCUUUUCGUGUAAGUUACUGUUUCUGGAGACUUAAAUAUAAAUGAACAUGAUAAUUAUUGACAAUAAUGAGUGUCUAUGUAGAACAUAUUAUAUGGAUUUAGCUUUUAAAAAUAUAUUAUUUAAUCAAA